Molecule: messenger RNA, 1365 nt
Organism: Gastrolobium bilobum
Lineage: Eukaryota; Viridiplantae; Streptophyta; Magnoliopsida; Fabales; Fabaceae
Product: phenolic glucoside malonyltransferase 1-like
Exons: 1
Coding region: 1-1365 (454 amino acids)
Source: RefSeq, a predicted model, not a curated record
AUGGCACAACCAGCAGCUUUGAAAGUUGUUCAACAUUGCUCAGUGGAACCAUUACAUGGAACAACCACUUCCCCCACUCCAACCAUUCUGCCAAUUACAUUCUUUGACCUCUUAUGGCUAAGGUUUCCACCUGUUGAGCGUCUUUUCUUUUAUGAAUUCCCCAAACCAACCACUUCUUUCUUUGAUUCUGUUCUUCCCACUCUCAAACACUCCCUUUCACUCACACUCCAACACUUCCUCCCUCUUGCUGGUAACAUCACAUGGCCUCUUCAAUCUUCCACACCCAUCAUCAAAUAUGUCCCAGGUGAUGCUGUCUCUUUCACUAUAGCUGAGUCCAAUGCUAGCUUCAACCAUCUCUGUUCUGAUCUCUGUGAAGCAGUGGAAAGAUAUUCCUUAAUACCCCAUUUGUCCACUUCACAUGAACAAGCAUCUGUGUUGGCUUUGCAAGUCACUGUGUUUCCAAACUUGGGGUUUUGUAUUGGAAUAACCACACACCAUGCAGCUUUGGAUGGAAAAUCUUCAACUUUGUUUAUGAAAUCAUGGGCUUAUGCAUGCUCUUCUAAGCUUGGAGAAUCACAAUCUUUAUCAUUACCUGAACAUCUAACACCUUUCUUUGACAGAUCAGUGAUAAGGGAACCUACAGGAAUCAGUGAAGUGUUUGUGGACGCAUGGUUGAAGCAUGGUGGACCAAAUAAUCGAAGUCUCAAGGUGUGGGAGUUCACUAAUCCAAUAGAAACCGAUGCAGUUAAAGGUUUGUUUGAAUUAACCCCCUCACAUAUCCAAAAGCUUAAGCAAUAUGCACACUCUAAGCUGAAAAAGAAGGUUCAAUUAUCAGCAUUUUCAGUUAUAUGUGCUUAUGUGUUGGCAUGUUUAGUAAAAGCAGAACAACCAAAGUCCAAUGGAGUACUUUUCAUAUUUGGUGUGGACUGUAGAUCCCGCUUGGACCCUCCAAUUCUUCCCAACUAUUUAGGAAAUUGCAUUGCAGGCCAAAUGGUUGUGGCUGAGACAAAGAGUUUACUAGAAAACGAUGGAUUCAUUAGUGCUUUGGAGGGGAUAAAUGAAGCUUUGGAUAGAGUGAAGGAUGGAGUGCUCAGUGAGGUAGAAAAUUGGAUGUCAUAUAUGCACAAUUCAACGGAGGACAGAAUUUUCUCUAUUGCUGGAUCGCCACGGUUUGAGGUUUAUAGUAUUGAUUUUGGAUGGGGAAGACCUAAGAAGGUGGAUAUGACUUCAAUAGACAGAACAGCAGCAUUUUCUCUUUCGGAAAGUAGGAAUAACAAUGGAGGAAUUGAGAUUGGACUGGUUUUAAAAAAGCAUGAGAUGGAAGCUUUUUCUGCCCUUUUAGUUCAAGGACUUGAAUCCUUUUAA